AUGCGGUCAUUGUACUUUAACGCACUCAAGAUCAUAAUCAAAACUUUCACUGGUAUUUUCGAUGCAUCAGAUACAGAUUCUAUGGAAAGUGAAUGUACAUGUAUAUCUACCAGUUCAGGAUGGAAAAGAGCACUUGAUCAGCAAAUGAACCUCGAAGACAGAGGAAGUCCAGCAAGGUUACAAAUGAGUGGUCUUUACUUGAUUGUAAUUUUAACGAUCGUUUCCUCCUGUUGCGCCGGGGAAUUAGGAUUUGGCGAUCAUGGAUUAAGUUUGGGGGAAAUUGACGUGGGUCACGGCGAAGAAGAAAUUGGUCUAGGUUUAGGUGAAUUAGGUUUGGUCAACAUAUCAAUAUUAUUCUAUCAAUUAAACAUAGAAAUUCACAUCACAUUUGGUUUAAUUGCAAUAGGAAUACCAGUCCCUAAGAAGGUUCCUUUGCUGAUACCUCACCUGCAGGUUCAACAUAUUCCACAGAGUUAUCCAGUUCCAGUGUUCGUACAAAAACCUGUUCCAUAUCCGGUGGAGAAGCAAAUAUUUUCGAAGGUGGAGAAGAAAGUACCCACGCCCGUCGAAAAAAUCAUUCCAGUGAAAAUUGAGAAGCCCGUUCCAUUCACUAUAGUGAAGCAUAUUCCUGUUCCAGUGGCGAAGCCUAUUCCAAUUAAGAUUCCAAUUUACAAAACAGUAGUGCACAGCUCCAAGAGCCAUUAAGCCUGUGAAAUUGGCGUUGUUGAUUGUUCUUGUUUUAAUCGUUGCGGCAGAAGUGCGUCGUUGAAAUUACAGUUUCUACGUGUUUUAUAUUUAUAUUGUUUUGUUAUACAUCGUACUUAAUAGUUUCGUGCGUUAAAAUUAUUUAUUAAUAAAUGUAAUUAUAUUAAUUACAAAUGCAUCGUCCACACUUAUUUUCACCUGUUAAACAGUAAAGCUAGUUCUCGUUUUUUAAAUUAUUUAUUCCAUUGUUCAACUUAUUUUAUUAGCUAAGCUAUUUUAUUUUACUCUUCAAUGUUGUCAAUUAAAUUGUAUAAGAAUCAUAUUGAAUCGUCUAGGCUGUUCUUUUCGUCCAUAAGAACAGAUGCAGAAAGAUUUACGUGGUAUUACGUUAACGGAAUGUUACAAUUAUUGGUCUGCGUUUCACAAUGGAGAUGGAAGGCACGGAGGAGAAAGGAGAAUGUGGUACGAUCGAGGCAUUCGUAGCGAAAGCCAUCAUAAUAAUCGUCUUCCUCUGUCAUUGACCUUCGUAAAUUCGACUGCGGCGGCACAGAAAGAAUUCGCAAAAAGAAAAUGUACGAAAUUCUUAGAUGUCAGAUGAUAAAGUUUUGCCGAAAAAUGAGAAAGGAAAUUCGAAGAAGACUUUCACUCUUCUUUUCUUUUUUUCUUACAGUCCCUCGAACGCGCAAUAACGCGAAGUCGACAUUAAGAGGAAGAUCAUAACUCAUAAUGAUCUAACCGUCGGAAUACUUGUAACGAACGAGCGCAUCGUCCCUCUAUCUGACAAAGGUGCAUUAGCAUAGUAACGUGGUCACGAUAAAAAGAGCUGAAAAAGAAUGUUGGAAGAAAAACCGCGAUGCGGAAGAAAACUAAGGCGAAAGUAAAGCAUAAAAUGAUCUACCGUUCUGUUGAUCUUGGCAAUCAGGAGAUUGUAAAAGAAGGGAGAACAGCUGCUAAAAUACAUCGUGUAGGUAUGAGAAACUGUACUGUAGGAGAUUAUUGACCUCCUCUGUAGAAACUCGUUAAUAUACCCUGGCUGACAUUUCCAUUUUUACGAAUAAUCAAGUUGGAUUUUAUUUGUACGAUGCAACAGAAGAGGCGGAGGAAUGACGUAAAAGGAUUAUUCAGAAGAAAGUUUAAUAUCCGGGAAAGAAAAAAGAAUUCGUUAAUAAUUCCUCGAUGUCGAGACAAUUUGAAGAUUAAAAUUUUAUAUUUAUAUAUAUACUUAUACUUUGCCGCUCUUUAUACAUCUAAGCACGAUGCUACUUUAUUAUGAUUCUCAUUACUCGAUUGAAACAAUCGAUUAAAUUAGCCUGAAAAAAUAUUCGGAAACGGUAGACUUAAUUAGCCGCGUAGAAGUAUAGAAAAAAGUGCAGGACUUCCUCUCACGAUUCCUUUCGCGUACACCUCUCUCAACCAUCACUUCCGGUAGUCGAUAACGAGCAUAAUUCAUUGUAGCUAUUUGACGUUAGAAACAAGAUCAAAAGGAACAGUGAAAGAAAUGGUUGCUACAAGAAAAAGUUCCUCGGUAAAAGUAAAAUGUGUUCUAUGCGUAACGGUUUUUAAGAAGCAUAGAUACGCUUAUAUUGUAUAUCAAACGUUCUACUGUCCUUCAAAUUUCUAAUCAAAGAGAAAUCGCUGUUUUGUCUUAUGUAACGAACGUCGAUCGCGUCUGUUAAACGAACGCUUUUUGGUUGGAACAACCAAUCUUAAAUCAAAAGGAGAAACAUUGACAAUGUUACUCGCUUGCGAUCUGGGGAGUGAUCGAAUAUACCUUGAGCUAUAUACUCGUCAGUACGUACUCCAGCGUACUUUCCAUGUAAGAGAAACAGAAAAAUAUGAGAAAGGGUUGAACGCACAAGCUUUCCUCCUCAAGUACACCUGCUGAGCAGACUAAACGACUCUUCGACUUUUAAUAGAUAAAUUAGAACAAAAACGGGUAGAAAUGCUACUUUCGCUUCUUCGAAGAGGUUGAGUCUUCUUGAAUCGUGUUUGAACUUUGAACGCCGUUAGAUUUCUAUGGCGAACCUCGUUUCUGCGUACAUAGGAUCUGUUCAAGCAAUCGACAGCGUAGGUUCGACAUUUAAUGUGACAUGCAUCGCGUGCCACACUCAUUAAUGAGAUUGCGCUCCGCUUAAAACAGCAUCCGUGUUCGUGAUAAAUAAACAAAUAAAUCAAACCGUUAAAAGGCUAGUCAUAUAGCUUUCGCUUUCGAGAAGAUUUUACCCCGACGUAAUUAAUUUCGCCGAACAAAUUUAAUAAGACGAGAAGCAAAUUGUAACUUCCGAGUUUAAUGCGAACGCUGUCUCUAUAUUUGGGACGACGGAAAUUUGCACAGAGGAAGCAGUAUACGCUCGUAAAUCCAACCGAAAUCCGAGACAAACUUUCCACCGUGAAAUGACAGCACAUUGGUACACUAUCUCUCAUAUAGAGAUAUCAUCGUAUUAUAUAUGGCACGCAUUCGCAUUAAAUUCACAACGUGAUUGCAAUUAUCUCUUAAUCUCUCUUAUCUCUAAGAAUCUGGGAUUAAUAUACGUGUUUAAUAUGUCGAACGAUGAGAACGAUGAGAGAUUUACGAUUACAACGAAAAGCGAAUUAAAAAUGUUUUGGCAUUUCUCUUGGGCGUAGCGAGAAGUACAAAACGAAGAGGGCAACAGAUACACUUUCUGCUCCCGUCUCUUAAUCUGCCUAUCUCAACUCUGUGAUAAAACAGAAAUUUACUUUUACAGGAACAAAGAUCGGCGUGUCCGAUCGGUUUUUUCACCAAGAUUCCUUUCACAUAGCGAACGUGUUUGGACUUUCAUUUUGUCGGUCCGAAAACUUUGAUCUGCUUCGAGUGCCUUUGCACAAGAGAUCGUUCCUCACCUUCACUUCCGGUAUAUUUCAGAAUGGUCGAUUGACAUUAAAAAAGAAAUCGAAUUUUGAACAACAUGACACAGGCUAGAUCGCUCCGAGAAAAUGAGUUUAAUUUAUGCCUAUAAAUAUUUAACGAGCUUCAUCGCGACAACCGUUUCAAAUAUUUCAUCUUAAAUACAUAAUGAACCGUUCUCUCCACGUUGCUCAUCGAGCCCAUUCGAAUCAUCUCUGGAAAUUUUCUUGAUCGCACCAGGCAUUCGCUUCCGGUAAACGUAGCGACCGUCUUGCGGUUGCAUCGGGAGUCGGGUUUGAUUUUCCGCUUCACCGAUCGUUGCGCCGCAAGUCAUCAGAUACGAUUUUUCUACACGCAGGUGCUUAAUUUUCGUGUUUCUAAUGCUGAUUCUAUUCGAAUUGUAACUGUUAAUAAAUAUAACGUGCCAAGUUCGUUAAUCUUCGAGUCAGAAUUAUGAUAUUUUGUUUCAUCGUUGACAGUUAUAACGUAUAAAUAUUUGCUUGUAAGAAAACUACCGACACGCUUUUUUCAUUCAAGCGCAAUAUUAUCCAUUAAAAAGAAAGCGUAAUGCCAACGAUGGGAUACUUUUACGCUGUGUACUUCCCGCGUCCGUAAAUACACGUAAUCUUAACUUCCGGCCAGUCAUAGACGGAGAACGGUCAAUGAGCCGCGUGAAAAAUAAAACAAGAAUCUUUCAUACUCAUUGGUGGUGUAUAGAGUUGCGAAGGUUGGUCGAUGGUAAGAUGUAGUUUGAUAUAUCCUGGAAAGGGUCGGAACUGUAGUGCAUGAAAUCAGUGAAAGGUGGUGGAAUCGAUGUUAGUAUAUAAGCUCGGUAUUCCAUUGCCGUAGACACUCAACGUUUUGUGCUUUAACGAUAAACACCUUUUCGGGAAACCUACAACUAUGAAUCAAAUUGUAAGAUUUAUACGACAAUUGCAUAAAAACUUGAAAGAUGAUAGAUGAAUUAUGUAAUAGUAAUUUGCUCAAAUUGAUCGAAAAUGUAAAUGUAUGGCCGACCGAAAAAUUAAGCCU
Bombus huntii is the source of this 4603-nucleotide messenger RNA. RefSeq lists its product as uncharacterized. The transcript is spliced from 4 exons. The record is from RefSeq and is a predicted model, not a curated record. NCBI's taxonomy places the organism in Eukaryota, Metazoa, Arthropoda, Insecta, Hymenoptera, Apidae. Bases 1 to 705 code for a protein of 234 amino acids.